AGAGAUAAAAAUUGGGAUUUGCCAGCAAGAUUGGCACGAAACUCGAGCAGAGGACAUCUGUAGGAGUUGUCUCGUAGUCUUUCGAUAAGAGAAGAAGAAAUGGGUUCAAUGUUCAGUGGAAACAGGAUGAGCAAGGAAGAGAUGGAGGUGGUGGUGAACAAGGCUAAAGAGAUCGUCUCUGCUUACCCCGUUGUUGUCUUCAGCAAGACAUACUGUGGUUAUUGCCAGAGGGUGAAGCAGUUACUGACACAGCUAGGAGCAACUUUUAAAGUACUUGAGCUCGAUGAAAUGAAUGAUGGAGGUGAGAUCCAAUCAGCUUUAUCAGAGUGGACUGGACAGAGCACAGUCCCAAACGUCUUCAUCAAAGGAAAACACAUCGGUGGAUGCGAUAGAGUGAUGGAAACCAACAAGCAAGGCAAACUUGUGCCUCUACUUACUGAAGCUGGGGCAAUUGCCACUAACUCUUCUCAACUUUGAUGAAACUCAAAACUAGUGUGUCGAAAAGACAAAAAGAAGUGAAGAGUGUGUGUUGUGUUUAGAUCAUGGAAAAAGGAGGUAUCGUCACAUAACUCAAUAAAGAAAGAUCCUUCCCGUUGUGUAAUACAGAACAUCUAAGUUUUCUCUUCAUGUUGAUGUUUCGGUUAAUGGAAUAAAACUUGAGUGAUCUG
Messenger RNA from Arabidopsis arenosa, 668 nucleotides. The record is from the annotation of a GenBank genome assembly. NCBI's taxonomy places the organism in Eukaryota, Viridiplantae, Streptophyta, Magnoliopsida, Brassicales, Brassicaceae.